Messenger RNA from Scylla paramamosain (green mud crab), 2819 nucleotides. RefSeq names its product N-acetylglucosamine-6-phosphate deacetylase-like. Gene Ontology annotation, biological process: N-acetylglucosamine catabolic process. Gene Ontology annotation, molecular function: N-acetylglucosamine-6-phosphate deacetylase activity. The transcript is spliced from 9 exons. The record is from RefSeq and is a predicted model, not a curated record. Bases 477 to 1736 code for a protein of 419 amino acids. NCBI's taxonomy places the organism in Eukaryota, Metazoa, Arthropoda, Malacostraca, Decapoda, Portunidae.
CAAUAGUUAGGGCACUCCAAUAAGCAUCCCAAAUCCCCGAGGAUCCGAACGUGCACGUGGUUCAGAAAAUUGGCAUCGAUGAGCGAGCAUAGCAGACUCUGGUGCAUUGCCGCUGCCUACUACAUCAAAUUUGCACGUUUGGGGUUCCUAACAUCACAUACUUGAUUACUACCUAAAUCAUGACCAUCAUAGCGGCAUCACACGAGAGAAAGCAACACCCAUACCCCUAUCUCGGCCCGCGUGCAAAGAUGUCUAUGCAGGAAUGAGGGUGCCGCCGCCGACAGCUGAUGUGCACAGCUGAUCAACAUAAUAGAACGCAAGGAACAUGCAUACAUGACACACUGAAGCAGAGUUGAAAUAAAGUAUCAUAGCAUAGAUUAGUGGAAGAAGAGAGAAGAGAAAAAAAAACAUAAGUAAGAAGAGCCAAAGAGCACUAAACCCUCCUUGCACGACUCCAUCCACCUCCAACACUCACCAUGCCAUCCAUUGCAUCCUCCUCGAUUGUGCAGUUCAAGAAUUGCCGGCUGGUGCGUGGCAGAACCAUUGUAAAGGACGACUUCUGGGUGCGUGGCGGCCGCAUCAUCAACCCAGAGCCUGUGUUCUUUGAGGAAAAGGUGCAAGCAGAUCUGACGGUGGACUGCCAUGACGCCCUCAUCUGCCCUGGCUUUAUAGACAUACAAAUUAAUGGAGGAUAUGGGUAUGACUUCUCCUCAGACCUGGACAAGCUGGAGGAGGGCGUGUCCACUGUGGCUAAGGGUAUCCUGUCCACAGGGGUGACAUCUUUCUGUCCUACUGUUGUCACCUCCCCCAGCUCUGUGUAUCAUGAGGUGUUGCCAAGGCUGAAGAGAACCCCUGGAGGCAAGGAAGGGGCAGGCAUCCUGGGAAUCCACCUUGAAGGGCCUUUCAUCAGCCCAGAAAAGAAGGGUGCCCAUCCCCCUGAGUUCAUACAAAAGAUUGAGGGAAUCGACAAGGUACAUGACAUAUAUGGUAACCUUGACAAUGUGGGACUGAUCACUAUCGCCCCAGAGCUGCCUGGAGCACUGGAAGUCAUACAUCACCUGAGAAGCAAGGGAAUAAAGGUCUCUGUAGGUCACUCCAAUGGCAACCUGGAAGAUGGUGAGGCAGCUGUCAACAAUGGUGCCUCGUUCAUCACCCACCUGUUCAAUGCCAUGCUGCCCUUCCACCACCGUGACCCAGGACUUGUGGGACUUCUUACCAGCCAGCGCAUCAACCAGCCAGUCCAUUAUGGAAUCAUAGCUGAUGGCAUACACACUCACCCUGCUGCUCUCAGAAUCGCCCAUCGUACACACCCUAAAGGUGUGGUGCUGGUGACGGAUGCAAUGGCUGCAAUGGGCCUAGGCGAGGGUCAUCACCACAUAGGACAGAUGGAGGUGCUGGUGAAGGGUCAAAAGGCACAGCUGGUGGGCACCAACACCUUGGCCGGUGCUAUUGUUACCAUGGACAGCUGUGUUCGGCACUUCAUCAAGGAGGCUGGUGUGACGGUGGUGGAGGCCAUCGAGGCAGCCACUCUGCACCCUGCUCAGGUGAUGGGUAUGGACCACCUCAAGGGCACACUGGACUUUGGCUCAGAUGCAGACUUCUUGCUGCUGUCUGACAAGGGUCCACUGAAGGUACUCAACACAUUCAUCGGUGGGGAGUGUGUGUAUGCUGCCCCUGGGGCUCAUUGUAUUGAAUACACACAACAGAGACCCCUUGAGGAAAAAGUUUUCUCAUAAAGUAUCAUGUAUUGUGCUUUGCUUGCUUUUAUCUAAGUUAAACCAUAAUUGCCUACAAUUUCAGUCUCUAAAAAGAAGCUUUGCUUUAUUAUUGUUACUCACCAGAGUGCCUGUAGACAUUCUACCACGCUUCUUUAUAUUAUAGAGAAAGAAGUUAAGAACUUUAAAAUACUGUUUGUCCAUAGAUUAGCCAAUCAGAAUCCCACUUGAGGUAGACAGCAAAGGUCACAAAUUUGGUCCCACAAUUUACAGUAGUUAUUCCUUCCUAGCCAGAUAAUGAAUAUCCAAGCUGUGAACCUAACACUGUAAUCCAGCUUGCAAAAACAGACAUAACACUUAAUUUGUCAUGAAAUCUAUAUAAAUUACAAAGACUCCAGACAAACCAAAGUCCUAAAGACUGUGUGUGUGUGUGUGUGUGUGUGUGUGUGUGUGUGUGUGUGUGUGUGUGUGUGUGGGAGGGGGCCUGAGGACCAAAUGUAGUGGAAUGUCUGUCUUACAUUGUCUUAUUGAUCCUCAUCUUACACUGAUUCUCAUUAAGUGACCAAGCCACCUUAGGAUGCCACAUUCCACCACCACAGUGCCACACUGCAUUCCUUUGGUCCUAUUAGACAUGCCAGCCUUAACCAUAAGUUUCAUUGUUCUCUUCAACAAAUAAUUCACACCACAAAUCCUUUUCAGCUAAUUCAUGUCCAGUGCCUGGUUACCAAUCACUGAUAUGUGGCUGCCAUUCCACUGAUAUGACACACACAUGUACAGUACUGUUAUGUGUUGGAGGCUCAGGUGGUUCUCCAUAAUAAAACCAUACAAAGUCAAAAGAAAACAGCAGCAUGUUUGUGAUCUUUUGUGUUCCUUUGAUGUAUGGAGACAUAAAUUAAGCAUCCUCCUGCACAACUUUCAAUUUGGCAGGAUUUUACUACCUAUAUGUACCAGGGUAUUAGUACAAAGUGUGCAAUGCUCUCUAUGUCAUGCUUCUCAUUACUAUAUGUGCUGUUCUACAUAUUAUGAAAGACAAAACCUUGUUGUGAAUGCAUGUUCUUGUUUUGAGAGUUUAUUAAAAAUUUAUAUAAAGAUUGAUAUUUUGAA